CCUACGAUUACCGACGGAAACCUGAUGGGGUACAGACUCACAGUGCUAGAGGGGAGUACAUGUGUCCGUGAGGUCAUCUUUAUCUGUACAUCAUGCACUUGGGUAAUGAAGUAAAAUAUACAUCAUUUCCCCAUACCAUUACAUGUGAAGUAGCAGACAAACUAUCAGUGGUGGUUAUGGCUGCUGACCUAGACAGCUACACCUACACCGUGGACAACCUUAACCCAUACAUCACCUACACUAUUAGUGUGUUGGCUGUUAAUGCAGCAGGGGACGGUCAUCCCAUCACAACGUAUGUCCGAACUGACCAGGAGGGACGCUCUUGUGGAACUGAUACUUUGUAUGCACCAGGAGUUGCCUUGACAGUUACCGGUGUACUUACGCUUUUGUUAACAGUUGUACUCGAGAUUAUGUUCAGACGAAACAGACGACUUUGCUGUAUCACAGGCCAGGUUUCAAAACAGACGAAAUUCCAGAGUGUUCAACUAUCAGAACGAGGAAACAUUGGCGAAUCCUAUACAACACCUCAUAGCGACUAUGAAAGAUCCCCAUAUCAACAGCUUGAUAUAAGUGAUGUUGCCAAAGCGUCCGUAUACUCUGAACUUGGAGGGCCUCGUCAAUCCGCAGUUUACCAAAAUGAUCCAAUGAAUGACAGAGAUGGCGGAUAUUACGAGUCGAUUGAGGGGAGCUCUAAACAAAACCGCUGAUGAACUUCAUAGUAGAUCAUUUGGUAGCAGCGAGACAUAAUAAUCACUACCGCCCAUUACCGGUGACGACAAACAUUUAUCCAACAAGAGGAAACUCAUCUUAACGAUGUUUUAGAACCUGUUUUUGGAGGCAAGACAUGAAGAGUGACAUCUCAAUGAUGUUUUAUUUGUUGAAUAGAAAGAAAGAAUAACAAACUUUCGGUGUUGACAAUGCUUGAAGCAAUUUUACUAUUCGAACAUUUAAAAAAAAACACUUUCACUUGGUACUUUUUUCAUUAAUAAAUGCAAAAAAACAUUAAAUACAAUACUGCAUAUACAAACAAUUGCAUGUUUAUUUUGUAACCAACACCUAUCUAAAUAUAUCUAAAUGGCGGCAGAAUAUUACAUUUUUAUGCAAGACUUGAAAGUAUAGAUCCAUUGCUAAAAUGUAUAAAGCAAGCUAACCAAGCUUGGCAUAAAGUUAGAUAACAAAAUGGACAUAUCCGAACAUUCAUCAUUUACAGAAUAUCAUGCAGAUUCUCCAGUGACUCUUGGUAUUAGGGGAAUACUUGGGAUCACACGGGAUUGGGAAAACCGAUGACAACAUCAUAAUUUCGUAGAUCAUAGAUGCUAAUAAAAUAGAAUCACUAUCAUGAAAUAAUGGGGAUGUUCUUAUCCAGUAAAGUGGAUGGUUUGCCCUGUUAGUAAUUUAAUAAAAUGAUAAUCACUCUCAAUUUAGUUUUGGUAUCAUAUUUAAAUGUAUGUCUACAACAACAAAAAAACGAGAUUCAGUGACAGCUGGUGUAUUGCUAAUCAAUUCAAAUCUAACAUAGCGAACACAAAUUAAGUUCUUGUGUUUUAAGUUGUACAUUGUAUUUUGUAUUAGUGAAGCAGAGAUAGUUUACCCUCUCGAAACACCUGUUCUUGUUCUUCUUGUAUUGUUUGAAAUGUUUCCAUGCAAGUUAUUACUUUUGUUUGUAUUUUGCCCUUGAUUUGAAGUUUCAAUUAUGUUUUCGUUUCUUUGUUGUUUUUAAACUGAAUGUGAAGGUUCUAUAUCUCCUAGCCCUUUCGUCCACCAAAUACACCGCUGAUAUCGAGAAACAUUCAAUAAUUGUUGGUAAAAUGCAUGGUAAUAUCGACUUGUAAACAAAACCGUUAGUCUAACUGAAAACGAGGUUCGCCUACGUGAAAUAAUGGUCAAGAAGAUUGAGAUAAAGUGUUCUGUAAGGGCUCGGUAACCGAACACCAACUCUGGUAAAGACAAAGGAAUGUGUUUCUGUAGGAAGUUCUUUGAAGUUAUGUUAUAGUCUGUUUCAAUAUGGAUUACCAACUCAGGCAAAAAAAUAGUGUUAACUCAGGUAUAUGAAUCCGGUAUAGUUUUCUAAAUUAGAACCACUAUCAUAUAUCUUAUUUUACUAGUAAUAAUACAAAGACAAUAUCAAUAUACAUGUAUAUAGAAUAAAUAAAAAAUCUAAUAAUAAUGAUAAUCUAAGAUUAAAAUACAUAGAUAAAAAAUAAAUGAACUUGGAUAUUGUUUUUUUUAAAUCAAACCACUAAUUACAGAGAUUACUGUUAAUAAAGACAAUAUAAGUUGAUGAUGAAUUUAACGUUGACCUGUGCGUUCGCCAUUCUGUGUAUGAUAAAUAAAAAUCAUUACCAAUAACUAAACCUGAAACGGAUACACACAAGAAUAUUACAAUUGUUCUACAAGAACUGAUCUAUAAAGUAAUUAUAUAACAUUUAUCCAUAUUUGUAUAAAUAAAUACAUUUAUGUCA
This is a messenger RNA of Pecten maximus, 2462 nucleotides long. RefSeq lists its product as uncharacterized. NCBI's taxonomy places the organism in Eukaryota, Metazoa, Mollusca, Bivalvia, Pectinida, Pectinidae. Gene Ontology annotation, molecular function: protein binding. The coding region runs from base 93 to 707 and encodes 204 amino acids. The record is from RefSeq and is a predicted model, not a curated record. The transcript has 10 exons.